Molecule: messenger RNA, 1048 nt
Organism: Prosopis cineraria
Lineage: Eukaryota; Viridiplantae; Streptophyta; Magnoliopsida; Fabales; Fabaceae
Product: cysteine-rich repeat secretory protein 38-like
Exons: 1
Coding region: 41-775 (244 amino acids)
Source: RefSeq, a predicted model, not a curated record
UAAUCCUUCUUUAAUUUCAUCUCUCUCACUUCACUUCAAUAUGAUGACAACGACGUCGUCUAUCAUUUCUUUGGCUCUUCUUUCAUUCCUUUCUCAUAUUCUCAUUCUCAACGCGGAGAUUCACAAAUGUUUCAUUGACAAUGGUUACUUCUCAAAUACAGCUAUCUACCGAACGAACCUCAAUUUCCUUCUUUCUAAUCUCACUUCAGACACAGAUAUCGAUUAUGGCUUCUACAGUGCCUUUUAUGGCGAAUACCCCAACAGAGUUUAUGCCCUAGGGCAUUGCAGAGGAGAUGUGAAUCCAGAUUCAUGCCGUACUUGCCUCAACAAUGCCGCGAAGAUUCUCCCAAACCUAUGUCCAAAUCAGAAGAAGGCAGUUUUAUACGAUGAACUUUGCAUUUUACGAUACUCGAGUCGUUCAAUGCUUGGGAUAUACGAGAACCCUGACUUUUCCUUCUGCAUGGCGAAUCCAAAUAAUGAAACUGAUGCUGACGUGUACAAUGGUUCGCUUGAUGAUCUUUUGGUAAGUCUAAGAAGCAAUGCUGUAGCUGGUGACUCUGAACGUAAGUAUGCAGCAGGGAACAUGAGAACUGGAUCUGGAACUAUCUAUGGUCUUGUUCAGUGCACGCCAGAUUUGUCCAGGCUAGAUUGCAAAGACUGCUUGUCCAAGGCUGUGUCGGAAAUCCCAAAUUGUUCGGGGAACAAGGCUGGUGGUAGGAUUAUCAAACUCAGCUGCUUUCUUAGAUAUGAACAUUACGCCUUCUUUGAUAGUUAGUAAGCUUCGAUCGAAAUAUAUUAUGAAUUUAAAGGCUUUCAGAGUUGUGUAUUUCUCUUAUUAACGUUAUGUGUGACGUGUGAAAUGUCCGUGUUUAAGUCGUGUACUUGGAAUUAUGAGCUUCUCAUAGAGAGAAGUGUACUCAGAAUUAUGUAUGGGAUAUCAAAUAUGAUAUUGAGAAUAAGAAACGAAGAACAGAGAAUUAUGAUUGUUCUAAGUUUAAGGUUGUACCGUUGUUUAAGGAGUUGCUAGAAAAGCAGAAUCUUGAGACAA